AUGGAAGUAUUGAAAGCACUUGUUGCUAGAAUAGCUCGCGCAUUUUAUGAUCCUAAAUAUAUCGUUAUUCUGGAUGAGUUGAAUAAUGCUCCACCUAAUAGCAAUGGAGUCAAGGAAGACGAUCUUGUCUUGGCUCUAAAAAUAACAGCACGCGACAUUCACAGAAUUUGUGGCAAACUGAAAGAGGAUAGGUUGAUUAAGAUGGUGAAUCGAAUGGAACCAAGAAAGCCCGAUCAACGCAUGGUUCCUAAAACAUACUAUUACAUUGAUUACAAAGAAUUCGUAGACGUUGUUAAAUGGAAAAUGUAUAAAAUGCAAACAAUUGUAAGAGAUAAAUUACGAACUGAAUCUGAGAAUAAGGGCUAUGUAUGCCCGACUUGUGAAAAAACAUUUACGCCUUUGGAUGUACUCUCACUCGUUGACGUAGCAGAUCAGCUAUUCCAUUGUGAUCAGUGUGAAACUGUGCUAGUAGAAAAUGAUAAUGCAGAAAAUGUCAAAGGAAGCCAGCAGGUACUUACAAAGCUACGAGAACAAUCUCAGCCUAUCAUUGCACUUCUCAAACAGACAGACUCAAUUGUCAUUCCCUCGAGCUAUGUCUAUAAACAUGUGCCUGGUAGCAGAACGAACGGGAACAGAGCGGACGACUAUGAACUUGCAACUGCUCAGGACACAGGUGCUGGACAGGGUGACAUCAUUGUUGAUCUACAGAUGGACAACGAAGCAGCCAGACGGGCUAAGCUUGAAGAAGCUGAACAGAAAAGACAACAAAAUGCUUUACCUGUUUGGCAUCAACGAUCGACUAUUUCCGAUACUAUCUUGGUGGGUACAGGUGAUCGUCCAGCUGAAACUCAGGAACAAGAGGAAGAGGAUACAUUUGAAGAAGUUGGACAGACUGAAGUAGAUGCAGAUACUGAAGACUAUUAUGCCAAAUACUAUGAGAAUCUAAGCAACAAUAUCACAGAUCAGCCGGACGAAGCUAUGGGCGAAGAACAGGAAACGUUUGAAACAGUCAAUACGGGUGAGAUAGACAUGGCCAAUGAUGAUAGUGAUGCCGAAGAAGAAUUUAUAGAAGAUGUUCCACUUGUCUCUGUCAAUGGAAAGAUGAUACCUAUAAAUAAAGUACAAGAAGAAGACCAACACAAUAUGACGACAGAUGAAUACAAGGCAUACUAUGAAGCAUGGGAACACUGGCAAAACAGUUAA
Messenger RNA from Rhizopus microsporus ATCC 52813, 1203 nucleotides. RefSeq lists its product as uncharacterized. Bases 1 to 1203 code for a protein of 400 amino acids. The transcript is spliced from 6 exons. Gene Ontology annotation, cellular component: transcription factor TFIIE complex. The record is from RefSeq and is a predicted model, not a curated record. Gene Ontology annotation, biological process: transcription open complex formation at RNA polymerase II promoter; transcription initiation at RNA polymerase II promoter. NCBI's taxonomy places the organism in Eukaryota, Fungi, Mucoromycota, Mucoromycetes, Mucorales, Rhizopodaceae.